Wyeomyia smithii (pitcher-plant mosquito) is the source of this 2266-nucleotide messenger RNA. RefSeq names its product nucleolar GTP-binding protein 2 (gene Ns2). Gene Ontology annotation, cellular component: nucleolus. Gene Ontology annotation, molecular function: GTP binding. Lineage: Eukaryota; Metazoa; Arthropoda; Insecta; Diptera; Culicidae. Bases 177 to 2195 code for a protein of 672 amino acids. The transcript has 2 exons. The record is from RefSeq and is a predicted model, not a curated record.
AUGACGACGACAGUUACGCACACCAUCGCAGCCUGACGGGUUCAAAACAAAACCACGUUUCUCGUCGUCCGGUUUUCUGCUAGAGCAGAAAUUUCUGAAAAUUUGUGGUAAUCUAGCAGUUUUAUUUGGUGCCAACCCGUUUUGUUUUGUUUAAGUGAAUACCAAAACCGCUCACCAUGCCGAAAGUUAGUUCCCGCUCGGGUCCACCCCGAAAAAUGUCGACCAACAAAUCGAAACACUCGAUGAAUCCGGAGCGGCCGACCGAGGGCCUGAAAGGGGUGGCCAAACCUCGUACCAAGGCCACCAUCAAGCGGCUGCAGAUGUACCGAAACUUCAAGGCUAAACGCGACCGUAGAGGUAAAAUUCUGACACCGGCUCCCUUCCAAGGUUGGGUAUCCAGUGGAACGGUGUCGCGAGUGGAACCAUCACCCAAGUGGUUUGCCAAUUCCCGGGUGAUUUCGCAAAGCUCACUGCAAAAGUUUCAGGAGGAGAUGGGCAAAACUAUGCGUGAUCCCUACAAGGUCGUGAUGAAACCUACCGAACUUCCAAUUACGCUGCUGAAUGAAACUGCACGCUAUCAGCGGGUGCAUCUGUUAGACACCGAAGGCUUCGAAACGACUUUCGGGCCGAAGCGACAGAGAAAACGGCCUGCCCUAAAGGUUCGAGAUCUGGAAGAUUUAACAAAAACGGCAGAGGAAUCAGCGGAACGGUAUGACGACAGCAAGGAUCGAGAUUUGGAGCGGGAUGACGGGGGCGUACGAGAUCAGGUCCGCGAGUGGAUUUUCGCAGCCGGCCAGAGCAAACGAAUCUGGAAUGAGUUACAUAAGGUGAUUGAUUCGGCGGAUGUUCUGCUCCAGGUGCUGGACGCCCGAGAUCCAAUGGGGACUCGUUCGAAGUACAUUGAAGGAUUUUUGAGGAAGGAAAAGCCCCAUAAACAUUUGUUUUUUAUCCUGAACAAGGUGGAUUUAGUUCCGAUUUGGGUAACACAACGUUGGGUUGCACUUUUGAGCAAGGAAUACCCAACAAUCGCAUUCCACGCCUCGCUGACACAUCCUUUCGGUAAGGGAGCACUUAUUAAUCUCCUCCGUCAGAUUGGAAAGCUACAUGUGGACAAGAAACAGAUCAGUGUUGGAUUUAUCGGCUAUCCGAACGUGGGCAAAUCGUCAGUUAUUAAUGCCUUGCGGAGCAAGAAGGUUUGUAAGGUGGCUCCAAUAGCGGGAGAAACUAAAGUUUGGCAGUAUAUCACUCUGAUGAAGCGAAUUUUCCUAAUCGAUUGCCCGGGAGUUGUUUAUCCUACAGCUGAGACAGACACAGAAAAGGUCCUGAAGGGUGUCGUGCGAGUGGAGUUGGUCAACAACCCGGAAGACUACAUCGAAGACGUACUGGCACGAAUUCGAAAAGAGUACGUCAUCAAAACCUACGGCAUUUCUGAGUGGAGUUCACACAUCGAUUUCUUGGAACAGUAUGCCAAAAAGUCCGGAAAACUGCUAAAGAAGGGCGAGCCGGAUGUUCAGACUGUAGCAAAAAUGAUUCUUAAUGAUUGGCAACGAGGAAAGCUACCAUUUUACGUCCCACCGGAAGGCUUUGAAAUACCCAAAUCUGCCACAGAUCAAACCGAAACUGAAGCGACGGAAGACGAUCAGAAGAGUUCCUUCUCAGGGGUCACCGCUACGCCAACAAUUCCAGAAUCGAUCAAGAAAGGCAAAGAACUGUUUCAAAUUCAGGACUUCCGCAAAAUUAAGGUCAACCUGGAAUUCGAAAGUGAAGACGUUCGUGAAAUUGAUAAAAUCGAUCUGGAGCUGCUAGAGAAAUUAAAGCAAGAACGGAAGGCUGAAGCAACGAAUAAGCGCAAAGCUUCCGACAACCAGGAAAACGAAAGCGACGAAGAAUCGUCUGGUAUUUCUGAUUUCUACUCUGAAGACGAGUACGAUGAAGAAAGCGGGAAAGUGGUUCACAAGAGCGCGAAAACCAAAUCCGCUGGCCCCGCUGCAACGGAGAAAGCACAAGCUAAAACCGCCAGUGGAAACUUUACGGUUGUAGAAGACGAAAAGACGGCGGAAAACAAACAACCUAAAAAGACCGCCAAACAGCGAAGAGCUGCGGAACGAGCGGCUAAACGGAAGAAGAUAGGCAGUAACUUCUACGAAACUCACAAUGUUAAAAAUCGCAACCGAAACAAAAAACCAGCUGUCUAGCGUAAUAUUUCUUUAUUAUUUCGUAGUUUUAUUAUAUUUGAAAUAACACGCAUUCAAAAACUAGCAAUACU